GUUUCCUGAAAUUUCAGAGGAGCCAGAAAGAGAACUGUAACCAGCAGUAAGCAGUGCUUCGGCGCUGGCACCUCUUUGCAUCAGCUACAAGCCCUGUCCUGCCUCCUCCCCUUCUCCCAACAGCAGCUGGGAGCAUUACAGCCCCGCUGUCCAGCUCCAGCAGGGAAGAUGGAUGAGGAUCUAUACUCAAGGCAGCUGUAUGUACUGGGCCUGCCUGCCAUGCAGAGGAUCCAGGGAGCCAAAGUCUUGCUAUGUGGCCUGCAGGGUCUGGGAGCUGAGGUGGCCAAGAACCUGGUCCUUAUGGGUGUGGGCAGCCUCACCUUGUAUGAUCCACAUCCCGCCUGCUGGGCUGACCUGGCUGCUCAGUUUUUCCUCUCAGAAGAGAGCUUGGGACAGAGCAGGGCUGAGGCCUCUCAAGCACGGUUGGCUCAACUCAAUGAAGAUGUCCAGAUCUCGGUGCACACAGGUGACAUCACUGAGGACGUACUGCUGGGUUUCCAGGUAGUGGUGCUGACUGACUCCAAGCUAGAGGAGCAGCUGAAGGUGGGACCCUUGUGCCACAAACAUGGCGUCUACUUCCUGAUGGCUGAAACCCGGGGCCUUGUGGGGCGGUUGUUCUGUGACUUUGGUGAGGACUUCACUGUUGAGGACCCUACAGAGGCAGAACCCAUGACAGCUGCCAUUCAGGCCAUCUCCCAGGGAUCCCCGGGCAUCGUCACUCUCAGUGGAGACACCAAGAGACAGUCCUUCUGUGAUGGGGACUGGGUGAUUUUCUCAGGCAUUGAAGGCAUGGUUGAACUCAACAGUCAUUCUCCACAGCCUGUCCAUGUCCAGAAAGACGGGUCCUUGGAGAUUGAAGACACAACAACUUUCUCCCGUUAUGUGAGAGGUGGGGUUGUCACCGAAGUCAAGAGACCCAAGUCCGUGAGGCAUAAACCCCUGGACAUAGCUCUGCUUCAGCCCCAUGUGGUGGCCCAGAAUACUAAGGAAGUACAACACGCUCUCCGCCUGCAUCAGGCCUUCCAUGCACUGCACAGGUUCCAGCAACUUUAUGGCCGGCUACCCAAGCCCUGGGAUCCUGUUGAUGCAGAGACCGUGGUGGGCCUGGCCCAGGACCUGGAGCCACUAGAAGGGACAAAAGAAGAGUCGCUGAAUGAGGCUCUACUACGGACAGUUGCCCUGAGUAGUGCUGGAAGCAUAAGCCCCAUGGCAGCCAUUCUGGGAGGAGUGGCUGCCCAGGAAGUUCUAAAGGCAAUCUCCAGGAAGUUCAUGCCCCUGGAGCAGUGGCUGUACUUUGACGCCCUUGAAUGUCUUCCGGAAGAUGAGAAGCUCCUUCCUAAUGCUGCAGACUGUCAUCCGAGAAACUGCAGAUACGAUGGGCAGAUUGCUGUGUUUGGGACUGGUUUUCAGGAGAAACUGAGCUACCAAAACUACCUCUUGGCGGGUGCUGGUGCUAUUGGCUGUGAGAUGCUCAAAGGCUUUGCCCUAGUGGGCCUGGGAGUCAGGGCCAAUGGAGGUGUGGCUGUUGCUGACAUGGACCACAUAGAACGCUCCAACCUCAGCAGGCAGUUUCUCUUCAGGUCCCAGGACAUUGGGAGGCCCAAGGCAGAGGUGGCCGCCGCAGCAGCCCAGCUCCUGAACCCAGACCUACAAGGUCGAGUGACCUCAUAUAUUUACCCACUGGAUCCCACCACUGAGUACAUCUAUGAUGACAGCUUCUUCUCUGGGGUGGAUGGUGUUGUUGCUGCUUUGGACAGCUUCCAGGCCCGGCACUACGUUGCGGCUCGAUGCACCCACUAUCUGAAGCCACUGCUGGAGGCGGGCACCCAGGGAACCCGGGGGAGUGCUUCAGUGUUUGUGCCAUAUGUGACGGAAGUCUACAAGGGUCCUGCCACAGCUGUUGCUUCAGAGGAUGCUUCCUACCCUGUGUGUACCCUGCGGCACUUCCCCAGCACAGUCGAGCACAGUGUGCAGUGGGCCCAGGACGAGUUCGAGGGACUCUUCAGACUGUCCGCAGAGACCAUCAACUGCUACCAACGGACGCGCACUUCCCAGCUGGGCGAGGAUGGGACCUUACUGCAGCAGGUGGUGGGUGUUCUAAGAAUGCGCCCACAGACCUGGCAAGACUGUGUGGUGUGGGCUCUCGGCCACUGGCAACUGUGCUUCCAUGACAGCAUCGUAGAGCUGCUGAGACACUUCCCAUCUGCUAAAGUGCUUAAGGAUGGAACUCUGUUCUGGUCAGGAUCCAAAAGGUGUCCACAUCCCUUGCAAUUCGACCCCAAUCAAGACAUGCAUUUCCUCUAUGUGCUGGCAGCUGCCAACCUGUAUGCAGGGAUGCAUGGGCUGCCUGGCUCACGAGAUCCGAGCGCACUCAGGGAGCUGCUAAAGCGGCUGCCGGAGCCCGAUCGCAUGCACCGGAACCUUUUCUCUGCUGGCCAGGAGCAGCUGAAGGAACUGCCAGGAAUCCUGGGAGGCUGGAGCAAAGGCCCUCCCCUGAAGCCUGUGCUGUUUGGGAAGGGUGAUGACAGCAACUUCCACGUGGACUUUGUGGUAGCAGCGACUGACCUGCGAUGUCAGAACUAUGAGAUCCUACCAGUGAACUGUGCUCGGAUCAAGCAAAUCAUGGGCCGGGUUAUCCCAGCUGUUGUUACCAGCACGGCAGUCGUGGCAGGCUUAUUGGGCCUGGAGCUGUAUAAGGUGGUAAGUGGGCCACGGCCCCUUGGUACCUUUCGUCACAGCUAUCUGCACCUGGCUGAGAAUUACUUCCUACGUUCAGUGCCCUCCCGCCCAGCCAUCCAGUCGUUCCAUCACCUGAAAUGGACCUGUUGGCACCGCCUGAAGGUGCCUGCCGGGCAGCCCGAGAGGACACUGGAGUCACUGCUGGCCCAUAUCCAGGAGGAACACGGGCUGAAGGUAAAGAGGCUGCUGCAUGGCCAGGCUCGGCUCUAUUCUUCACAAUGGCCCCCUGAAAAGCAGACUGAGCGCCUGCGCCUCAGGGUGACGGAACUGGUUCAGCAGGUGACCCGCAGGAAGCUCGAGCCUGGGCUGCGGGUUCUGGUGUUGGAGCUCAGCUGCGAGGGUGAGGAUGAUGAGACUGCCUUCCCGCCUCUGCAUUAUGAGCUAUGACCUGUGACGGGGUAGCCACCAUGCCACCACGAACUCUGAAUAAAAUCCCUGCAUCUUGAGCCCACAGCAGACACUUCAACAAUAAAAACUUGUUGAAGGCAA
This is a messenger RNA of Acomys russatus (golden spiny mouse), 3228 nucleotides long. It is a transcript of the gene Uba7, whose product is annotated as ubiquitin like modifier activating enzyme 7. Gene Ontology annotation, biological process: ISG15-protein conjugation; DNA damage response. Gene Ontology annotation, molecular function: ISG15 activating enzyme activity. Bases 169 to 3126 code for a protein of 985 amino acids. Gene Ontology annotation, cellular component: cytoplasm; nucleus. Lineage: Eukaryota; Metazoa; Chordata; Mammalia; Rodentia; Muridae. The transcript has 24 exons. The record is from RefSeq and is a predicted model, not a curated record.